Messenger RNA from Etheostoma cragini (Arkansas darter), 1342 nucleotides. It is a transcript of the gene cytl1, whose product is annotated as cytokine-like protein 1. The coding region runs from base 137 to 577 and encodes 146 amino acids. The record is from RefSeq and is a predicted model, not a curated record. Lineage: Eukaryota; Metazoa; Chordata; Actinopteri; Perciformes; Percidae. The transcript has 4 exons. Gene Ontology annotation, biological process: positive regulation of transcription by RNA polymerase II.
CUCAGACUGCUCCACGUCAUCGUCCCCUCCACCACUCCAUCCUUAAAACGGCUGCAAAACUACUCCUCUUUACUAUUUUAACUCCGUUGACCGCCACGGCAGCUGGAAGCGGUCCGUAACAUCAGUGUUCUCCGACAUGAGGCUGGGACUCGCCACCCUCGCGUGUUUCUUCAGCUUUGUCUGGCUGUCGGAAUGCGCUCCUCCGACCUGCUACUCCAGAGCGCUCGGCCUCAGCAAAGAAGUCAUGUCUCUGCUGGAUAAAAUACACACGUACAGUCGGACGAAAACGUGCGCUGAGGUUCUACCCACGAUCUUCCUUGAUGUGCAUAACGCAUGUGUCACAACCAAGCUCCGUGACUUUCUGUAUGUGGUGCUGAACCAUCCUGACCAGUCCUGCAGAGAACGUCCCAGAAUGGUGCUGCUCAAACGUAAAAUCCAGAACUUGCACACCAUUAUCACCAGAGUCUGUUAUCGGGACCUGGUGUUUUUCACAGAUGACUGUGAGGCUAUUGACACUGGACACAGCAGCCCUUACUAUGCAGAGGACAGGCUUCAGCUACUGCAAGAGGAGAGAUAAUCAACACACACACACACACACACACACAGCAGAUGACAGACGCCCACCGGUUUGUUAUUCAUAAAAACACAUGAGCAAUAUGUAGAAUGGAAACGCAUAUACAAUACACACCGCAGCCUGCUCUGUAUUAGAUGCAUCAUAAACAAUGCACACAGGGUGCUGUUUCAUGUUUUACCUAGUUGGCUCUGCGUUAGCUGCACGCUCAUAGUAGUGGACAUGUGUGGCUACAUUCCAGCAAGGAGUCGAGAAUUUUCACAGGAAAUUUGCUGAAUGCCAACCAUGCCAUUGAAAACCUUACAAUAAUAAAGCAAUAAGAGAUGCUUGUGAGCCGGUUUUAACCGCUGCUUACUUACAUGGGCUAUAAUCAAAGGUCCAUGUGUCAUUAAGAGAAAUAAGUUGUGUUGCCAUAACCCUUGGUCUGACUUAAAGGAACACUACACAGCAUUUUGUAAAUAUUUGAAGAGCUGAACAUGGUGGUUUAAAAUGUUACGUAAGAAAUAGAUGUACCAAACAUUGCUUUCUCACACUCAGUCGUAGAGUACACUCCUUCAGAAUUUUAUCACAAAAACUUACGACAGUACUGCUGCUUGUGCUAAAGCUGAAUAAAAAUGCAAAUGAUCUUGGCCUGAAGCAGAAUGUAUAUAAAAUAUGAGAGCCCUCACUGUUGUAAACAUAUUAGACACUUGCCUGUGUUUAUGUACACUUAAAGACAAUCCAUAUGUCUUGCAUUAUGUAAUAAAACUUCUCUUUAUGUAUCAGCUUGUA